Molecule: messenger RNA, 1975 nt
Organism: Fopius arisanus
Lineage: Eukaryota; Metazoa; Arthropoda; Insecta; Hymenoptera; Braconidae
Product: DAZ-associated protein 2
Exons: 5
Coding region: 120-650 (176 amino acids)
Source: RefSeq, a predicted model, not a curated record
UUUUUCUCUCACUAUUACGCGAGGCGUGAAAAUCGUUCAAUAGCUGUUAUUAAAGGAGAAAAAAUUAGCGAAAUAUAAAAUAUACGUUUUCUAGUGUCGAGAAAAAAUAUAAAGCAAUAAUGACGGACAAGAAAGCAUAUCCCGUGGCACCGCAUCCACCCACUGGAUUUGUACCACCGCAAGCCCAGCCCACAGCUUAUGGAGUUGCAGGGGCUGGUCCUUAUGGGGUAUUUCCAAAUCAGCCACAAUUUUAUGCAACGCAAGGGCCACCACCGCCGACAUAUGACCAAACACUGACACAUACCAUGAUGUACCAGCCGAUGUAUGGCCAGGGCUAUCCAGGGGGAUAUUUAACCGGAUAUCCAACAGCUUAUGGUCCACUCCAGUACUAUCCGCAAUUGGCAGCCGCAACUUAUUAUCCGACUGCUGCCAUGCAGCCUGCACCAGUCAGACCAACUAUGCUGGUACCCAACGGCUUCGAUGGUGGACGAUUCGAUGGGCUUUCGCAACAAGUUCUACCCCCACCACCACCACCAGGUGUUGCCAAUGCUGCACAGUUGGCAGCCAUGGCAGGUCACAGUGUUGCACUAUCGCAAAAGAAGGGCUCAUUCCUCGGUGGUGCUGCAGAGGGCGGUUAUACAUUCUGGUAAAGAAGAAAUAAUGAAGAGAGAAGAAGAAAUGCUGGGAGAAGAUUUUGGGGUAAUGUUGAGUUAUUAUGAGAUAAAUGACUCAAGCGACAAAUUGAAAUAUGAAAUGUAGAGUUAAAUUAUCACCGGUGACGCUAUCUUCGUUGGUCCUUCAGUCGAAUUUCGAUCCAACAAUUUUUUUCACUCGCGAGUGUGACAGCAUUUUUACUGAGUAAAACCCGAGGUAUUUUCGAAAUUUUUUGACGAUAAAAUUUGCUCACCAAAGACUUUCUCAACGAAGGAUAUUCUAUACAUCGAAAAGAGGGAAAAAUAUCAACUUUGUGAAAAUUUCAUUGACGGCGAUAUUCUUUUGGAAUUCCUUGAGAAUUUCUUCAUCGAAUUCGAAAGCAUCAGCUAUUCAGUAUUAUUACGGUAAAAUGGACAAUCGCGGUUAUUGCAGCAGUAAAUAAUUAAAAUGUAAAAAAUUGUUGGCUAUUCCGAAAUUCAAGGAUCAGUAUUUCUUAUUGGAGUGGAAAAUUGAUGGAAUGGUGGGGUAAUUGAGUCCGGGCUGAUACAAAAAAAAUUCCGAUUAAAGUCGAGGGCUGUUCGCAAUAUUUUUUUUGACGAUUUGCCCUGUAAUUCUGGGACCGAAUGGUAUGUGUGUGCGAGGAAUAGAGUGUGAGAGAUCGAUUAUGAAUUAGUGAAUGAGGGAAUAUAAAUCAGCGAUGUGCGAGACGAGAAGAAAUAUUGAAGUAAUCGAAAUUGCGGUGAUGCUCAGAGGGAAAAAAAAACGAGUGGGUAAGUGUAUUAAUUACUCGAUAUUAAUCCACCAUUUAAUCACGAAAAUUCCAAUGGUGGCAGCUAAUUAUCGGAAUUAAAUUGAAUAUCGGAGAUUAUUAUUGAUGGUGUGGGGAAAAAAUUUGAAGGUUCACUUUGGUGCCAAAAUAAAUUUUAAAUCAAUUCACUCCCACUCGUUUAUUCGCACCUCGAUAAAUUGAAACUUCUUUCGUUGAUUAUGAGAAAACUCGUGUUUAUGUUGUCAUUCUGUGAUUGAGUUAUUAAGGAGAUAAGUUCGUAGGUUUUUAAUCGUGGGGUAAGAUCUUGAUGAUUUUUACUUCAGCCGUUAGAUUUUUUUCCUCUCAUGGAACAUUUUUCUUCGAGAAUAUUCAGAAUCUCUGUGAAUCGUACUUACACCUCGAUUUAAAUGGUUCUGCGGAGAAUAUUUCUGAGGUGCUACGUAAAGAGAUUUUCCGAUUAUGGAAAAACUUUGUUUAUUGUUUUCUUCCCUCUCUCGCGGUUCUUUGAAGUCUUGUCUACUCAACUCGAACUCUCACUAUUUCGAUCCCACA